Hordeum vulgare subsp. vulgare (domesticated barley) is the source of this 1722-nucleotide messenger RNA. Its product is annotated as MEIOTIC F-BOX protein MOF-like. The record is from RefSeq and is a predicted model, not a curated record. NCBI's taxonomy places the organism in Eukaryota, Viridiplantae, Streptophyta, Magnoliopsida, Poales, Poaceae. Bases 145 to 1302 code for a protein of 385 amino acids. Gene Ontology annotation, molecular function: protein binding. The transcript is spliced from 4 exons.
GCAGCCGCCGCCGCUCCCCUCCGUCGACCGUCGACCGCCCUAUCCUUCCCCCCGCCGCUAGCCCGCUGCCAUCACGGCGCCCGCAGUCCACACCAUCGCUGCCGACCUGCCUUAGCAGGUUUGCAAGCCGUCCUGUUUGAUGAAAUGUCGGCACCAACAUCCAUUCCCUGUGGUUCCAAGAGUGCGCGAUGCAGCAGGAAUGGUGUCGACAGGCUCAGCAGCCUGCCCGAUGAUCUGCUCCACCAUGUGAUGUCCUUCCUGCCGAUGCCGGAGGUCGUGCGCACAAGUCUUCUCUCGCCAAGAUGGCGCUUUGUUUGGCGCUCUACACCAUUCAUUCGCAUUGACGGCGCAGAAUUCAUGGAUAAAAGCAAGUUGGAGAAUUUCGUAGACUGCUUGCUGCUCUUGCAUGACUAUACCGCUUCCUUGGAUAAAGCCCGAAUCUCUCUCCACUGCAUUGAUCAUACCAAAUGUUCCGUGUGGAUUCGUCAUGCCAUCAUGCACAAAGUUCGUGUCCUUCAUAUUUCUGGACCUCUCAGUCUGGAUAAGACAGCAAUCUUUCCUUCUCAGCACCUCAAAACAAUCAGGCUCCAAUCUGCCAUAUUGAGACAUGGGUUAUUUAGGCCGUUGAACUACGACUGCCCUGUGCUUGAACAUUUAGAGCUGGAGUUGUGCAAUUUCUGUGACAACGAGGAGAUCUCAUCAACGUCACUCAAGGUUCUGCAUAUCAGUCAGUGCUACCUUACCACCAGUCUCCUGAUUUGUGCUAGGAACCUUACCCAUCUCUCUAUCCUCGACCCAUACAUUGGUGAUAUAGUAACUAAGGAUCUGUCUUCUCUAGUAACAGCUUCGAUUAGUCUAAUAUCUUGUUCUUAUUAUAAGGACACAGUAGUAAUGGAUCAUCAUCUACUUGAUGGCCUUUCACAUGCCACAACAUUGGAGUUGCAUGCGCCAUUAAAUGAGCGUGCAUUCGAGUCAGAUCUACCAACAUGGCCAAUGUUCAGCAAUCUGACAAGCUUGGUCGUGGGCAAUUGGGUCAUGACUGCUGACUUCCACCCACUGCACGGUAUUCUCCAGCGCUCGGAUAAGCUGAAGGAGCUAACUGUGAAGCUCAAAAUGGAGGAAUGGAGCAGCUGCAAAGCCUUGCCGUCAACAAGUAUAGGGAUGCCCUUGGGCUCAGGCAGCUACCCUUGCAUCCAGAGGAUCAAAAUCUACUGCCGCAAAGAUCAUCCAAGGGUCGGUGAGCUGGUGCAGGCGUUGGUACCGACUGCCUGCAAUGCGAAAAUCAGCAUCGAGCGGCCCUGAUCCAUGUUAACCAAGACAUUGUUCACAAAGUUGAUUUCUUGAGACAAGAGUGUUUUGGAGACACUGUCGUUCCCUGCUCCAUGUGUGUGAUGGAUGUUGGAUCUGAACUGCUUCGUCAAUGUAGGCUGGUUGAUACUUCUGGUGCUUGAACAAUUAGACCUGGAGCAUUGCCUUGCCUGGACAACGGCUGAGAAAAUCUUUUCGAAUGGAAUGUGAGCUUUCGAAUUAUUUGCGAAUUUGCGGUUCCCCGUUUAUAUUAGCUAUCAACUUCUAGGCUUCCACAAAAUAAACUAGCCAGUUUUUGACUAAUCUUUCAACUUUCAUGUGUUGGGAGCAAAAAGAAGAACAGUUGGCUUCUGUAAAAAAACAAUGUGGCUUUCACCUUUGUAGAAUAAAGAAUUCUCUCAUACUUUCGGAAAA